This is a messenger RNA of Aspergillus pseudonomiae, 1840 nucleotides long. RefSeq names its product ANP1/MMN9/VAN1 family protein. The record is from RefSeq and is a predicted model, not a curated record. NCBI's taxonomy places the organism in Eukaryota, Fungi, Ascomycota, Eurotiomycetes, Eurotiales, Aspergillaceae. The transcript is spliced from 5 exons. Gene Ontology annotation, cellular component: mannan polymerase complex. Gene Ontology annotation, molecular function: alpha-1,6-mannosyltransferase activity. Bases 341 to 1573 code for a protein of 410 amino acids. Gene Ontology annotation, biological process: cell wall mannoprotein biosynthetic process; protein N-linked glycosylation.
UUUUUUUUUUUUUUUUCUCUUCUUUUCUCUCCUUUGCAUUCCAUCUCCCGCCCCAACUGAGUCGACAACAACUUCGGAUUGCCUUAGACAAGUGACUCCCCUCGACUUUGUCGGCGCCACCGCCAAGUGCUCUUUUCGGUCGCUCCUUUUCCCUUCCGGUCCGUUCUACCUUCAUUGGUCGUGCGAUCGGCUAAAGGUUGAUUGAUCUCCGGACGUUGGUGCCAGCGACCCUACCUUUUCCCGGGAUCGCCAUCGGUUCGAGAUACCGACAACGUUCGUCUUGGAACGAUAUCCCUACUGCAAGUCCUCUUCACGUCUCGCUAUUGCUUAGAUCGCAAAGAUGCUUCUUCCCAAGGGUGGUGUAACGUGGAAGUCGGCGAAGGCGAGGCUGCCUCCAUGGAGGGCCAUUCUGGUCCUGGUGACGCGGACUCGUUUCCUGGUGUCAUUGGCCCUCACCGGCUUGUUGAUCUUGCUGUGGCGUGGUAUCAGCAAGUCCGCUUCGGAGAUGCAAAAUUUCUACUGUUACGGGCCUUCCAAGUCGCCAAUGGACAUGAGCCUCAACGAAAUAUCCGAGUGGAAUGCCCAUAUGCAAACCCCAGUCGUCUAUAACCAUCACGAAGCUUACGAAGUCAACUCCUCUACCAUUCACAACAUCAACCUCAACCCCAUUGGCUCGAGUGCUCAAGCUGUCGCAAACGCCGAACGAGUGCUCAUCCUGACGCCGCUCAGAGAUGCUGCCCCAUAUUUGCAAAAGUACUUCGAGCUGCUCUAUAAGCUGACCUACCCUCAUCACCUCAUUGACCUGGCUUUCCUCGUCGGCGAUUCCAUGGAUGACACCGAAAGCGUCCUCGUCUCUGAGUUGAACCGGAUCCAGGAACAAGGUGAUAAGAUUGCGUUCCGCAGUGCGAGCAUUGUUAAGAAGGACUUCGGGGCCGAUAUAAACAUGAACGUUGAGGAUCGGCACUCGUUCGCCGCCCAGGGUCCGCGCCGUAAGGCUAUUGGCCGGGCACGCAACUAUCUGCUGUACUCCGCCCUGAAGCCUGACCACUCCUGGGUUUACUGGAGAGAUGUGGAUAUUGUCGACAGCCCCGAGACUAUCCUUCAGGACUUCAUGGCCCAUGACCGAGAUAUCCUCGUUCCAAAUAUCUGGUUCCACAGAUAUAAGGACGGUGUUGAUGUCGAGGGUCGCUUUGACUACAACUCGUGGAUUGAGUCUGACAAGGGGCGCCGGCUCCGACAAACCCUCGAUCCGGACACCGUGCUGGCUGAGGGCUACAAGGAAUAUGAUACAGGCCGCCAAUAUCUUGUUUCCAUGGGCGACUGGAGAAAUAACAAGGACGAAGAGGUCGAGCUGGACGGCAUUGGCGGUGUAAACAUUCUCGUCAAGGCCGACGUCCAUCGUACAGGAAUCAAUUUCCCCGCAUAUGCCUUCGAGAACCAGGCCGAAACCGAGGGAUUUGCGCGCAUGGCGAAGCGAGCGGGAUACCAGGUGUACGGCUUGCCGAAUUACGUUGUGUGGCAUAUCGACACCGAUGAAAAACCCGGCAAUCUUGGAGACCGUAAAGCGUACUAAGCGCGUGGCCGGACUUGGUCCUUUUCUCACCGAGCCGGCGGCGUUCGGUUCUUUAUUUUCUCCAAGAUUUUAAUACCCUUUUCCCCGUUGAUGUCUGUGGUUCACAACAUGGGAUUCUUUUCCUUCUCGAUACUUGUGCUUUUUGCCUUUACCAUUCCCCCCCACUUGGACGUUUGAAACGGACAUCUCAUGGUUCCGGUAAUUAGUCUUCUUCAUGUCGCGUUCUAGGGAUCGUGCUGUUUCUUUUCUAUUUUUUUUUUUUUUUUU